Molecule: messenger RNA, 687 nt
Organism: Cherax quadricarinatus
Lineage: Eukaryota; Metazoa; Arthropoda; Malacostraca; Decapoda; Parastacidae
Source: RefSeq, a predicted model, not a curated record
UUAUUGAAGUACAGUAAAUUAUACUACGGCUUAUGCUGUCAGUGGCCCUGAUAAACCUAACAAAGAAAGAAGGAAGUAAAUUAUACGUACAACUGCACACGUUUUAAGUGAUUACAAGUGUGUCACACCCUAACAUAUGUUCAUAACAUGGAAUGACCUCAUCUGAUUAGCUUCAAAUUUUCAAUGCUGGUGUAUGGUAACUGGGCAAGAUUGAUGCGACUAUUAGCAUGUGCAGUGUGGGGAUGUACAGCUCAGCAAAUGUGGCUCCUCACACGUCAUGGGACACGCUUUCCAACACAGACUGAUAUGGGCAGGAUGAUGAAUGUAUUGCCAAGUUUGAGCCAGCAAAUAGAAGUUAAUCAUCGGCAGGGAAGAGGUUGUUUAAAUGAAGAAGAUUUAAGCCAGCUAGGUAGUUGGUUUCCUCCCUAUGGUCCACGAGACAAGGAACAACUGCACGAGAUAGGAUAUGAUGAGCUUUUUUCCAUUGGCGAGUACUGGAGAGACAUGUUCCCACACCUUUACAAUGUCACGUAUGAUCCUGCCAGGUUCAAGGUAGAUUUUACAGUAAAAAACCGUACUGGUUCAGAGUGCAUAUCACGUCCUCAGAGGCAUGUUUGGGAGAAGAGCAGUUUUGGAAAUAAGAAUUUCCUCAACCAUAUAACCCCAACUUCAUUUGAGAUUAAGUAG